UGAUUUUUUCCCCUUCAAAUCAUUGAGAUUUCACCUGAAAUUGUUAUAUACAAAACAGUAGAGACAGCAGAGGCCAAAAGACGCCCUGAACCCUCGCCAUGCAAGCUGCACUAUACCACAGCGCAAUGCUACGAAAACAUGCUAGAAACAAGACCAGUGGCCUCAAGGCCCCUUUGCCAAUGCCAGUCCAUAAAAAUAAUCAGGUGAAGGGCCAACUACCCUCUAGUCGGCCCAAGCCGCACGCAAUCCAUUCUUCUACCCAAAGAAAACCAGUGUUAAAUGAGGCCAGCCUCUUGCAUCCGAUCCGAUCUGUAUUCCACAAAUCGCCAUCCAUUGGCCACUUGUCUCUUAUGAGGUCUAAAUCUACUACUGAUUGAAAACGGGCACCCUUUUUUUCUCAGCCACACGGCAGGUAAAGCAAGGUUUGGAUCGUUUAUGCGCCGGCCUCAGGGGCCUGCGAGCCCUUCGCAGCGGCUUCAGCGGCGAGCUUAGCUUCACGGCCUCCCCAGCUAUUACAUUACGUUAGC
Molecule: messenger RNA, 527 nt
Organism: Aspergillus caelatus
Lineage: Eukaryota; Fungi; Ascomycota; Eurotiomycetes; Eurotiales; Aspergillaceae
Exons: 1
Coding region: 99-377 (92 amino acids)
Source: RefSeq, a predicted model, not a curated record